This is a messenger RNA of Solea senegalensis (Senegalese sole), 4519 nucleotides long. RefSeq names its product ADNP homeobox 2b (gene adnp2b). Gene Ontology annotation, cellular component: nucleus. Gene Ontology annotation, molecular function: DNA binding. The transcript is spliced from 4 exons. The record is from RefSeq and is a predicted model, not a curated record. Bases 298 to 3255 code for a protein of 985 amino acids. Lineage: Eukaryota; Metazoa; Chordata; Actinopteri; Pleuronectiformes; Soleidae. Gene Ontology annotation, biological process: regulation of gene expression.
CAUAUUUUUUUUUUCCUCAAUAGAGAAAGAAAGGGACAAAAGCUGGACGGACAUUAACUUAUCUUCGCAGGGGGGUUCGCAAACAUCACCUUUAGUAUUGUUCCUCACGCACGCGGUGUACGUGGGCAGAGGAUGCUGCGUGGAUGAGCUCGUGUGCGCAGCGUUAGCAACGGACGCAGCUUGUCAGCACACACAGACACACACACAGUUGCGGGCUGGUGAAGAGGAGAACGUUAGCUCCGCCGGAGGUUGCACCGUAAUUAUCAACGGAGAAUAAGACGAGGCCCGUGAAGUAUCAUGUAUCAACUCCCGGUGGGAAAUGUUGAGAAGAUCAGAAAGGCACGCAAGGCGGUGAAAAAUGUCCUUAGUGAGUUUGGUCUGGAAGAUUGUCAAAAACUGCUGAAGGAUCUCAAUAAAAAUGACGAGGAUGAAGAAGAUAAAGAUAAAGCCUUUCAGGAAACGGAGUGGUUUGAUUUUACAAAUGGAUAUGACACAAGACAGCAGAAAAAGCAGAAAAGGUGGCCUUAUCGGUCCCGGGCUCUGUGCUGCAGCAUGUGCAAGUACUCUUCACAAAACAUCUACAACUUCAGGAAUCACAACUCUCGCUGCCAUAGGUAUCUUCAGGGUUUCUGUGCCCUGACAGUCUGUGCUGAGUGCCUUUUUGUCGGCCACCCCAAGGUUGUCAGGAAGCACAUGCUGCUCUUUCAUUCCAAAUCCAACACCCAUGUACAAAUACCACGGGAUACAUCGUUACCCACCCAUCGUGGAAAUGAGAGGUAUCAGUGUCGAAGAUGUGGAUUACCAAACUCUUCUAUCUUUGCAAUGAAGAAGCACAUUAUUCUCAAGCACCUGAACAGUUUGGCAGAACAGUUUAUAGGUUACAGAUUAACUCAUCAAGGAGCUACUACUGCAAAGGUCUACUGCUGCAAAGUGUGUAAGGUAAACAUAGGAAAUCUGGACCAAAUGUUGCAUCACAUGCUGGUUGAGCCAUCCCACUAUACAGUCAGCACACAGGUGCAGGGCCUGAUUCACGAGAACAAGAACUACACCAUCAAACCAACACCUAAUGGAAACGGUUUGUUUGUGACAUUCCCAAGUAUUGCUCCGAAACCACAGCAUGCUCAGAUAAUCAACGGUAAGCCUUUGGUGAUACCCAACAAUGGCCAGGCUACUGGGACGGUAGUGGCUUUACAGCAAUUACAAGGAGCUACAAACAGUGCUACUCUGAUAUGUGCCCCUGGUACCAACCAAGCUUUUCUGCCCCCUCAAGCAUCAGCGCUAGUACAGCUGGCUAGCGCUGAGGCUAAAGGUUUGCUCCAGCCUGGUGCCACAAUAGCGCUGCGAAGUACUUUAUCCCAAGGAACAUCUAUAGUCCAACUUCCCACUGGGUCGAAUGUGUCUCUGAAUCAGGCAUCACUGGCUCUGGCUCCUGCUACACUUCAAUCACAACAGACCCCACAAGCACAGCAACUCCUUGUACCAUCAGGGAUACAGGCCAGUGUGGCAGCUGGAACUGUGGCUGUAGCAAAUCCUGCUAUGGUCACACAAAAUAUAACACAUCAAUUCCCCCUACAAGGUACCAUGCUGACUUCACAGUCUCUGCUGAAUCACUUGAUUCCAACUGGCAACAGGGUGAAUGGCAUGCCCACAUACACGUUUGCUCCAAUGCAAGUAGCAGCACCUACCUCUCAGAGCACAGGUACCCCUCUCAAAGCUGUGGAGCAAAAGAAAAACUCCAUACCACAAACGAAGAAAUGGAUUACCUGUCCUCUCUGCAAUGAACUUUUCCCUUCCAAUGUGUUUGACAUACAUACAGAGGUUGCCCAUCAGACAAAAUCCGCUACAUCCAAGUCAGAAAGUGUGGCAGCACGGGCAUCAUUCUUGAAGAAAAUGCCUGACAAAACGGUCAAAUGUCUAGCAUGCAAAACUCUCCUGUCAGAAAAAAGCGUCUUCCAACACUUGCUGCAUGGCCUGAGUUGCUUGAACUGCUCAGCAUUGUUCUUUUCAAUCAAACAGUUAGUUGAACAUGUAAGGCAGCACAGUCCCUCAAACAAGUCAAACUGUGAUUUCCUAAGGCAGAAGUACAGGGUCUACUCAAAAGGUGAUGGUGGAAUUUUAUUCCCUCACUUUGAUGUCCAAACUACUGCACCAAAAGAGGUGCUCGGAGACUGUGAGGUCAAUCUUGCCCUGGUUACACGUGCAUUCGAUCUGAUCUACUUCAAAGUACAGCCAAGCAACCAGCAAGAAAUCUGUCCGGCACCUGUAAAACUCAACGGUGCGUACUGCCCUUUCUGUGAUGAAAGGUUUCAGAAUGAGUCCAAGCACCUUCAGCAUUUGAGACAGAAACACUUUGUAGCACCCACCAUUCAUGCCAUCCUCAGGACGGAGGCUUUCAAGUGCAUAUAUUGUAACGGAGUGUACACAGGAAAGGUCACCCAGCAGGCUGUAAUGCUCCACAUUCAACGAUGCCGCUGUUCACCAAAACCACCACAGCCGCCACCCAAACCUCCUGUGGCAGCACCAGCGCCAGCUCAGCAGCCUCCAAAACCAGCUCAGCAGCUCAUUCAACCAUCCGGACUCUAUUUUGUCCAAGUACCACAGGGGAUGACCCUGAAACAGUCUUUAACUCCAGUCCGUGCAAUUCAGCCCGCACCCAAAGCUCAAGAAUCGGAUGCAGAAAUUCAGUCGAAGAAGAGGCUGGAGGCUGCACUGAGAAAAGUCAUUGAGGACAACAAACGAGAACGAGAACAAAAAGCAGUCAUGCGCAGGAAGCGAGAACAGGCAAAGUUGAUGCCGCCACCGAAGCCCGAAGUUCUGGUCAACCCUGUAGUGAAGCUAGCUUUAGAGCCCACACCAGCCGUGCUGCGUGACAUUGAUGAGCGCAGAGCUUUUAUUUCUAAAUACUUCAACCGGAACCCGUACGCAAGCAAACCUGAGACUGAAAAACUGUGCAAGAGGCUGAAUAUGAGCAAAUCAGAUUUGCUAACCCACUUUAGCAAGAGGCGCAGCAAGUGCAUGAAAAGCCUCAAGAGGAACAGGAUUAAUGUUCUCCUCGGCUUCAGUAUGAACGAAAUGAGCAAACUUAAGCACAAUCUCCUGAUCCCACAACUGCAGCCUGCAGAGCUCACAGAGAAGCAGCAGCAGCAGCAGCCUGUCGAUGCCACAGUGCAGCUGGAAAAAAGUGAAGAAGCACCUGAACCUAUGGAUGAAAGUGUGAGUGAGCAAGUCACCGACAAAGUGGAGCAGAUGGAAUGAGUUAGGAAAUAUAAUUCCGAUGCAGAUCUCGCCGAUUGAAAACAAGAUUGAAACCUAGAUACUUAAACGAUGGCCUUUUUGUGUUGACAGUCAAAAGUUUAUGUUGUGGAAGAGAGUAUUUCCCAACAGACACAAUUAUCUGGGGGCAAGUCUUCUUUUUUUUAAUGUAGUCUUCAUAAUAGUGCUUCAUUUGACUUCAGUAUGUUGUUAAUGGCUGAUGCCCUAAUUUUACAUAAAACCGCAGAGCCAUGUUGUGAUACUUGCUAAUAUAUAUAAAACACAAGAUGUAUAAACACAAAGAAGAUACAGAUGUAUUAUGGUGCAGACUGCUGUGCUGCCUUAGCAUUUAUCUGAUCACAAUAUAUUAUUCAACCUACUGACUUCAAUAUAAGCACUGAUUUGUGCCUGGAAGCUGCGUUUGUUGCACCCUUUUUAUUUAAAACCCCUUUGUACUGAAUUGUGAUUUCAUUUUCUUCUCUGCUUUUCACUAUAUAGAGUUGGAUUAUAACAUUAUUUUUUUGCCUUUUGUUACAUAUUUGGACCUAUUUCAUUCAUGUGCAUGACCUCAUUAUUUUUUCCUCAUUGACGUGUGUCAGUUUGUUUGUUUACACCAUUUCCCUCUCUAUAUUUAGACCGUUAAAAAAGGGGAGUGUUGUUUUUUCACCAGUUUCCCACCGUCUAUGGAUUUGCUAGGUUCCUUGGGAUAAUGAGCACUUGGUUAUUAUUAAACGUUGCAGAUGUUACUUGCCUGAUCCACUGUUUUACUGUCAAAUAUUUUUAUUUGAGCCACUGUGGAGUCUACACAUUUGCAACAUUGUGGAAAUUUAAAGCUGCUGUCAGUGAUAUAAGCUGCUGUUAGCAUUCCUACUCCCCUCACUUCACCUCACCAACGUGUUUGAUCAGAAGGGAUUCAUUAACCGAAAACCUGCCUGACCUUAUGAGCAGAGAAGACAGUCUCUUUGUGAAGUUCUGGCCCCGGAUUGGAUGAAUUGUUGUGGAAUAUUCAAAAAGUUCAUUGUUGGAGCUCUUAAACUGAUCAGCGAUAGAAAUAAUUUCACUGACGACAGCUUUAAACUUUAUAUUCAACAAAACAAACCAUGAUGUUGAGUGAAGUGAUUCUUUUUUUUUUUGUACCAUAAUUUUUUAUUCCAUUAUUUUUCUAUAAGUACUAGAGGAUCAAACUUGUUGGGAAAUGCAUUUUCAUUCUAUCCAAGACAGUUGUGUUGUAAAAAAAUAAAUAAAUAAACAUGUUUCCUUCCCAUAA